GCCCACUUGUGGGAAGCGGAAGACGCCGCAGCUCUCCGGUCGCCUCACGCGCUCCUGCCGUAAACUGAGCGCCGCCGUCUCGCGCUCCCCUUCGAUGACACAUCUUCGCGCAUCGCGCAUCGCUAUGAACUGCGGGGACGGACGCUCCACGCGAACGCUCCACGCACCGUUCAACUGACAUGUGUGGAUUCGUCUAACUAUGGCCAUCUUCUAAAAGGUGCACGUAUCCUUUAUGACGGAAGCCAUGUUUUGCCGUGUCUUGUUGUUGUUGUGGCCGACAUCGGUUCUGCGCGGUUCGGCAACAAUUAGGUCACGUUUAAAUGUUAAGUAAACUAACGUUAGCUAAACGUAAUAACUAACUAAUGUCGCGGCCCCCCUUUGGAAGAAUAAUUUCAAUUAAAAACAACAAUAACGUUACAAAGCUCACGGCGUCUUUUCCAUCGCGAGUCACGUUAGUUUCCCCUGCCGGUGUGACCCAGUUGAGUAAACUAGUGCCACUCCCAGCCCGCCACUGUAGAGUUGGAUAUGUAACGUUAAUUUGCUCUCUACUAACGAGCUCAAUUGUUUUCUGUUGUUGUCUAACUGCCACGCGCGCGCGCGUGUGUGUCUCCAGGCUCCGGUGUGCCCGCUGCCAUGGAGGUGUGCAGCCUCCCCGUGGAGCUGUGGAGGGUUAUCUUAGCCUACCUCCCGCUCCCCGACCUGGGCCGCUGCUGCCAGGUGUGCCGCGCCUGGCGCGAGCUCAUCCUCUCGCUGGACAACACCCGCUGGAGGCAACUGUGCUUGGGCUGCCCCGAGUGCCGACACCCCAACUGGCCCAGCCGGCCCCACCAGGAGCCGCCGUCCUGGAGGGAGGCCCUGAAGCAGCACGCCCUGUGCACCCGCACCUGGACUCUGAACGGACCGGAGCUCCAGUCGUCCGCCUGCCUCCUCUUCUUCCGCCGUCGGAAGGACCGCCGGGUUUGGCACGUGGGGCCCGGAUGCGAGUUUGAGACCCUGCGCGGGGCCAUCGGGGUGGCGGGGCCGUAUGACCGCGUAGUUCUACACCCGGGGGUGUAUGAGGAGCAGGCGGAGGUGGUGCUGAAGGUGCCCGUGGAGCUGGUCGGCCUGGGGCGGCCGGGCGAGGUGGCGCUCCUGGUGUGUUUGGAGCAGCAGUGCCCCACAGCGCGGCUGUGUAACCUGGUCUUCAUGCCCCCCUGGUUCUCCACCGUGGUCUACAAGACGUCGUGGGGUCACGUCCAACUCGAUAACUGCAACUUUGAAGGGGUUCAGCUGCAGAUCCGCGGCCCGGGAACCUGCCAGGCGCGCUUCUGCUCCUUCUCCCAGGGCAGCUCGGCCCACCUGCUGGGCGUCGUCCUCAGCCUGUUGGACAGCUGCGACUUCUCGGGAAGCGACGCGGCCUCCGUCACCGUCGAGGGUCCCCCGGUGUACGAAAAGAACUGGGCUUGCAAACACUUGGCCGCUCUGGCCAGGACGUUCCCGCCAUGCGGCCCGUCCGGAGACAGUAGCCACCCCGGAAGCCCUCUGACUGGCGCCGCUGGCGGCCAUCAAACGCCCACUGCUGAUCUGAAAAAGGAGUACGCGAGCACCGAAGACUGGCAGAGGAGGGUCGGGGUCGAGGCGGAGUGUCAGGGAACGGUGAUUGACGGCGACUGGAGCGACGGCGACCGCAGCGAGGGAGAGGACGAGCAGCAGCACCGGGGUGCCGGCAAGAACCCACUUGUGUCGGAUUACAAAGUCCCAUGUGACCAACACGGCCUCUCCCAUUUGCUCAACCCCCAACCAGACGGCUCGCAGCCGCUGGCCUCCUCCCCGGACCCGCCGUCUGCGUGCCCCGUGCCGCUCACCUUUCAGCAGGAACUAGACAGGGACCCGGAGGCCCAGGCGUUGGCGACCUCCACCCUCGGCUGCAUCCUCAGGCGCUGCCUCUUCCGGGAGGGGAAGGGCGGCGUGCAUUUGUCUAAUUUUGGUCAAGCGCGGCUGGAGGGCAAUGUCUUCCGUGGGCUGAACUACGCCGUCCGCUGCAUCCAGAACGCCACACUGGUGAUGCUGAGGAACGAGGUGUGCGAGUGCCGGGCGUCCGGCGUGUUCCUGCGCCUCUCCGCCGAGGGCCUCAUCGCGCAAAAUAACAUCCACUCGAAUGCGGAGGCGGGAUUAGACAUCCGAAAAGGGGCCAAUCCCAUCAUUUUGUGCAACAAAAUACACAGCGGCUUGCGUUCGGGCGUUGUUGUCCUCGGCAACGGGAAAGGUUCGAUUCGGAGCAACCAGAUCUACAACAACAAGGAAGCAGGCGUGUAUAUUCUCUUCAGCGGGAAUCCUGUGGUCAGUGGAAAUCACAUCUUCCGGGGCCAGGCGGCGGGGAUCGCAAUCAACGAGAAUGGAAGAGGGAUGAUAACCGAGAAUGUGAUCAAAGAGAACCAGUGGGGGGGGGUGGACAUCCGCAGAGGUGGUGACCCCAUCUUGAAGAACAACCACAUUUGUUACGGUUACUCGGACGGCGUCGUGGUCGGGGAGAGAGGCCGCGGACUCAUUGAGGGAAAUCACGUCUACUGUAACAAAGGCUGCGGCGUGUGGGUGAUGUCGUCGAGCCUCCCGCAGCUCCUGGGGAACUACAUCACCCACAACUGUAUGUACGGGCUGGCGGUGUUCUGCAGGAAAGACCCAGAGAACACGGAGGCCAGGGACGGAAACUGGCCGGGACAGGAAGGAGAGGCUGGCGGCGGGGAGGAGGGAGACGAGAGGGAAGGGCAGGAGAACCUGAACGAAGAGGGGGAGCUGUUUGCGUGGGAGAGCGAUCUGGACAGCGAGGAGAAGCGCCACUCUGCCCGCCGCCCCAUCAGCGUGGCGCUGGUUGAGAGCAACUGCAUGAGCUACAACGGAGCCGUGGGUCUGUACGUCAAGAGCAGCCAGCCCCUGAACGUUUUUGCCAAUCUGGUGAACAGCAACCGCGGCACCGGCGUGGCCGUGCUGCAGAGCGGCCAGCUGACCCGGUUGGUCAACAAUUGCAUUCUGGGGAACGGCCGCGGGGGCGUCACGGUGGAGAAAGACUGCCGGGUGGAGCUCCGCGGCAACGGCGUCUACAAGAACAGCGGCCACGGCGUCGCUUUCUGCGGCAACGGGCAGAUCGUGGAGAACGACGUCGUCGGGAACCGCGGUUACGGGAUCCAGGUGUCCGGCAGCGCCGACAUCAAGGUAUUGCGCAACCGUGUCCAACCAGCACACGGCUGUGGUGUCGCCGUGUUCGGCCCGGUGAAAGGCGUCGUCCACGACAAUCUCUUGUUCCAGGGCCACCCGGGGAACAGAAAGGCACUGCUGAAUUUGGAUCCAGGCAACGAGAGCUGCGUGUUGCGCAACAACAGCGUGCUACGGCAUAAUAACGGCUGUAAAUCUGCUCCUCCCUGGGCUUUGGAAAACCCCCCACCUCGCCCGCUGGCCAGCUCCCCAGCUGGCCUUUCCCUUUCCCAGUAUCCCUCCAGACUCGGAAUCUCCGUGACUACCAGGAUCAGUGCCACUGUGGAAAGCGUUUGCCACGGCGGCAGCAUGUUCUGCUCCAUCCUGUGAACAUGCUGAGGGACUAAUGGAUGAUGUGUGCGUUCCCACCUUCAAGACAUUACAGGACAACGUCCUUUUGUUGAAGAACCAAAGUUUAUUUAAAGUCAUUCUCCCAGUAUUUUUAAAAUCUACAAAAUGUUGUGGCACCCUAAAGUACACACUUUUGUAAUUUCAUGAUCAAGUGCGCUCAACAAGAUGAGGACUGGCUGCAUACAUGUAGAGUGGAUGGAAAGUGUGCCUUGAUUUCAUGAUAUUCAGUCAUUGUAGCUAGGGAGGCAAAUUCAAGUGAGUUUCACAUGAAUUAUCCCCCUGUGGUGUUUUUGUGACACUGAUCUGGUGAGAGCCCGUCAGAGACAAUGACAUUCUGUGUGCAAUUUGAGCUUUCUUCUAAUGUGCCUCCAUGUUUUCACUCCAGACGUUCUGUCAUCUACAAUGUGCUCACAGCUCAUUCUUGCGCUCUUUUUGCACAGUAACAAGAAGUAGGAAUAUCACGUACAACUCACACUUCACCAGGUCCUUUAUUUGUCUACAAAAUGCAUUAAUAAACAGUUCUUUGUUUGUGGUA
Molecule: messenger RNA, 4114 nt
Organism: Pungitius pungitius (ninespine stickleback)
Lineage: Eukaryota; Metazoa; Chordata; Actinopteri; Perciformes; Gasterosteidae
Gene: fbxo10
Product: F-box protein 10
Exons: 10
Coding region: 634-3558 (974 amino acids)
Biological process (GO): regulation of apoptotic process; ubiquitin-dependent protein catabolic process
Molecular function (GO): protein binding
Source: RefSeq, a predicted model, not a curated record